CGUUACUGACAGCCCUACCUUCCAUUAUUUUCGUCCUCUCCUCUAAUAAUCUCUUUUAACGGAUUCUCUCUCAUUUACUGAUUUCUCUUAUAAAUUUAGAUUCCAGAUUUCAAAUCUUCCGUCCUCUCCAAAUUCCAAUGCCCUUUAAUCUUUUUAUCUUCCUCUGGUUUUCGUUCUUGAAGUUCUUUCUCUGAAGAAGGAAAAGAAGGAAUUCUAUUCUACUCAUGAUAAUGGCAGCGGAUGUGAGUUGUCUGAUGCAAAUUCUGAAUGGGUACAAAGAAGAUGAGUUGAAGAACGAAAGUAGUGGUGGGAAAUCGAAGAAUUUGAUUACUAGAGACUUGCUUGGAGGUAGUAGUGGUGGUGGGUUCUCUUCCACGGAAUUAGAUCUUGAUUUGCAGGUUCCCAGUGGCUGGGAGAAGCGCCUCGAUAUGCAGUCUGGCAAGGUCUACCUACAGAGAUGCAAUUCGUCAAUCUCAUCAUCAUCAUCGGGUUCAGAACACAAACAUUAUCAUCAUCAACAACAACCAUUAAAGGAUCGAAGUGGUCCGGAGCUUCAAGAUUUGAACUUUCCUCCUCUAACAGCAUCAUCAAACCCUUUGGAAGAUACGCUUUUGGAAUUAAGACUGAUUCCUUCUUUUGAUUAUCAGAGCGUAUGUACUCUGGAUAAGGUGAAAUCAGCUUUGGAGAGAGCAGAAAGAGAAUCGGGGAAGAAACGUUCAUCGUCUUCGUAUGCGUCUGGUUCUUCUUCUUCAAUUAAAGAAACAGCAAAGGAAACAGAGGAAGGAGAAGAGAAAUCAUCAUCUUCAUCUGGGUUUGAAUCUGGUUCUGAUUUGUUACUCGCUGCUGGUUGUCCUGGUUGCUUGCUUUACGUUUUGAUCUCGAAGAACAAUCCCAAGUGCCCUCGUUGUGAUUCCAUUGUUCCAAUUCCUCUGCAGAAGAAACCAAAAAUCGAUCUCAACAGUUCAACCAUUUGAGAAGAAGGGAAGAACAAAAUUGGUUCUUGGGGAUUUUUUUUUGGUUUAAUUUUUGUAAAUGAUAGAUAAAUCAUUACUGGAUAGGUUAGUUAUUAAUUAGUUAUUAUUACAUUUUUAAACAUGGGAUUAAGAUUUUUGGAUUUAAUAUAGGAAGGAUAUUGAAAGUUCUUUGUUUCUGUUGUUGCUUUGGAAGUUGGGAUUGUAUAGAAGGGACCCACAAUUUGAUGGCAUUUGAUCAAAGGAACCAGUGGAAAUGGAUGGUUAGGAUCAA
Molecule: messenger RNA, 1245 nt
Organism: Macadamia integrifolia
Lineage: Eukaryota; Viridiplantae; Streptophyta; Magnoliopsida; Proteales; Proteaceae
Exons: 2
Coding region: 225-974 (249 amino acids)
Source: RefSeq, a predicted model, not a curated record